AUGUCACCCAAAAGCCACGUAACUGAUACUUUCCUACCACUUCAUACUUUUCAUUUAGCCCAAGUCAUCUGCUCACAUCCAUACAACGAUCGUCGACCUGGAAGUGUUGGAAAGCCAGUAGGAGACACCAAGCUCCGGAUAAAUAAAAAUGGUGGAGUCGAAAUCAAGGGUUCAUCGCUCUUCGCGGGUUAUUGGAAAAACCCGACGAAGACUGCACAGGAAUUCACCGAUGAUAAGUACUUUAUAACUGGUGAUCUCGGUGCUGUCGACGACGAUGGUUUUCUUCACAUACUUGGUCGCGGUAAAGACCUUAUCAUCACUGGCGGUUAUAACGUCUAUGCAAAGGAAAUCGAGGAUUGUAUCGAUAGAUUCCCGGAUGUCGGCGAAUCGGCGAUUAUUGGCGUACCUCAUAAGGAUCUCGGUGAAGUAGUUGUUGCUGUUGUCAAAGUCAAUAGCACAAAGGCAUUCAAUGAAGAGGAAAAAGAACGAGAGAUCAUUACUGCAUUGAAGGAUGCGUUUGUCAAGUACAAGGUGCCGAGACGAGUCGUCUUUGUUCCAUCGCUGCCAAGGAAUUCUAUGGCAAAAGUACAGAAAAAGGAGCUUCGUGAACGAUACAAGCAUAUUUGUGAUGAGCAUUAG
Messenger RNA from Haemonchus placei, 639 nucleotides. The record is from the annotation of a GenBank genome assembly. Lineage: Eukaryota; Metazoa; Nematoda; Chromadorea; Rhabditida; Trichostrongylidae.